UAAAUAACAAACCACCCACUUAUUUCGAAGCCUACGGUUGGGGGAAUCACGGGACGUUUAACGUUGGCGGAGCUAAAAGAAACAGAAAUGAGACGUGGGGAUUCAUUUAACGAAACGGACGGUUUCUGAUAAGCAGCUGGCGGUUACUGCAAUCGCAGGUUGCUGCUGUUUAAAAAAAAAAAAAAAAAAAAAAAGAAAAAAAUUCGGGGUGUCCUCAUCUGUCGCGACGCAGCGGCUAACGAGCUAACUGCCCGCGGAUGAAGUGAAGAAGUCCUCUCGGUGUGCAUAUGGAGCCAACGACGCAGCGGUUACAUUUAUAGGACUGUCGGAGCUGGGUGUAUUUCCUGUAAGAGGUGUUAUCCACACUAGAAUCAACCGCUUUGUUGUUCGUGUCCUCCUGGUGUGUGUGCUGGAGGAGCGUCCCCACUACAUGUAUGCUAGCCAGCUAACGUACCCAGGUUUUGCUGUCAGGAGCCGAGGGACGCCGACCUGGUUCUCCCCCCUACACGCCACUAUGAUAUGACGGCUUUAUUUUAACUGCGGGAUCCCCUCUCGAAGUACCGGACGCGGAGCAUGCAGGAGAGAAGAGUCCAGAUAAACAGAUAGGGGACGUCGGACGGUACCGAGUUUUAAAAAGGACUGCGUGGUUAAUUCACCGCCGAUUAGAGGUCGCGGCAAGGAACAUUGAAAGAUGAAGAAGUUUUCCAGAAUGCCGAAGUCCGAGAGCGGAGGACUCGGAGGGGCGUCCGGUACCAGCUCCAGCUCAGGGGUCAGCAGCUACUUCGGGAAAGUGUUCGCGGUUGGCCGGUACCAGGUCACAGUGGAGGAGCUCGUCGCAGAAGGGGGCUUCUCGGUGGUGUUCCUGGCUCGGACACACAGCGGCGUCCGCUGCGCUCUCAAAAGGAUGUACGUGAACAACGUGCCGGACCUGAAUAUCUACAAGAGAGAAAUCACGAUCAUGAAGGAGCUGUCGGGCCACAAGAACGUCGUCCGCUACCUGGACUCGACAAUCAGCUUCGUUUCCGACAGCGUGUGGGAGGUUCUGAUUCUCAUGGAGUACUGCAAAGCGGGUCAGGUGGUGAAGCAGAUGAAUCAGCGGUUAAACGUGGGCUUCAGUGAGGCGGAGGUGCUCCACAUCUUCUGCGACACAUGUGAAGCUGUGGCUCGCCUUCACCAAUGCAAGACUCCAAUCAUUCACAGAGACCUUAAGGUUGAAAACAUCCUUCUGAACGACCAGGGAAACUACGUCCUGUGUGACUUCGGCAGCUCCACUCAUAAAGUUCUGUUGCCACUAAAAGACGGAGUGACGGCUGUGGAGGAUGAGAUAAAGAAGUACACGACCCUCUCAUAUCGGGCCCCAGAGAUGAUUAACUUGUACGCAGGGAAAGCCAUCACCACUAAGGCUGAUAUCUGGGCGCUUGGAUGCUUGUUGUACAAGCUCUGUUUCUUCACACUUCCAUUUGGGGAGAGCCAGGUUGCCAUUUGUGACGGAACCUUUAUUGUUCCAGAUAACUCCAAGUUCUCCACCAAGUUGCACUGCUUAAUCAGAUAUAUGCUUGAGCCGGACCAGGAGAAGAGACCAGACAUCUACCAGGUGUCCUACUUUGCCUUUAAACUAGCAGGAAGAGACUGCCCAGUCCCAAACCUCUCAAACUCUCCCAUCCCAACGUCGCUUCCUGAGCCUCUGACAGCCAGCGAGGUCGCUGCUAAGAAGAGCAUGACUAAAGCCAGGAUAACCGACUCCGUGGGUCCAACAGAAACAUCCAUCGCUCCCAGGCAGCGGCCGAAGGCGGCGAACAGCAACGUCCUGCCGCCGCUCACCAACACCGUCACGCCUGUUAAAAUGGCCGUGCCUUCAGCGCCCGUCAGCAACGGCCAGAAAGCUCCCACUCCUGGAUCGGGACAGCCGUCCGUCCAGACGGCGCCCGGCAGCCAGCAGCACCGCGUCCUGCAGCAGCUGCAGCCUGGAGAUCUGCGCCUCCAGCAGCUUCAGCAGCAGCAAGCCGUGCAGCAGCAGCAGCAGCAAGCUAAUGCUCAGCAGCUGCAAUACCUGCAGUACCAACAGGCCGUGCAGCAGUCCCUGCAGCUCCAGCACCAGCAGGCUCUGCUCCAGCAGCAGCAGAUGAUGAUGCAGCCGAUGUAUCAGCAGCAGGUCGCUCAGGCUCAGUACGCUGCCAUGCUGCACCAGUACCAGCAGGCUUUUGUCCAGCAGCAGCAGCAGCAGCAUCAUCAUCAUCACCAACAGCAGCAGCAGCAUCCCGCUCAGCAGCCUCUUCCCUAUAUGUCUUCCCCUCUUGAGUUCCAGAUCCCUCUGGGUUCUUAUAAUGUUGCCACGCCCACAGCUGGAGCUGGACCCAUCGCUGGACCAUCACCUGUGGAAACCUCGUACACUAACCCCAGCAGAAACCCCCUGCUGGCCACGGACGGUAUCACGCCGACUUCCCAGAGCAGCAGCAGCAGCAGCGUCAGUCACCCGCCCGACAUGUCGGGCUGGAACCCGUUCGGAGAAGACAACUUCUCGAAACUGACCGAGGAGGAGCUGAUCGACCGAGAGUUCGACAUGCUCAGAGCAAAGAAGCCAGAAGAGCGAACGGUCGGCGUGGAAACGGACCCGGUGCCGCCCGCCGCACUUCCGCCGGAGGAUCUGUUCGGCUCGGUUCCCUUCGUGGCCAACGCAGGAACUGGUGUGAUGCAGAGUGAGCUGCCUGUCGACGAGCUUCCUACCAAUGUCCAGGACCCCGUCGAGGAUGCUCAGCUGGUCAAGGAGCCAAAAUCGGGAAAGAAAAACAGCUGCAAACUCGCCGAUGAGUCCGACAGCGACUUCGAGUCCGACCCUCCUUCUCCAAAAAGCAGUGAAGACGAAGAGCAGGAGGAAGAGGAGGCCUUGAACAGCGAGCACGGUGACGACACCGAGCCGGAGAAUCUGGGUCAGAGGCCUCUACUGAUGGACUCCGAGGACGAGGAAGAUGAGGAUAAACAUAGCUCAGAUUCGGACUGUGAUGUCAACAAGGUCAAAGGCCGCUCAAAGAAACCAGCCGCCGUUAAAGUAGCCAAUCCCACCGCUUCCAGGAGUCCUGGAGGGCGGUCUAAGCAGAGUCUCAUCACCCCUACAGUGUCUUCCGACGGAGCUGAAGUUGUGGAUGUGUUCGGCGCCGUUCCGUUCGUUGGCGGAGCUUCACCCGUCGGGCCCGCAGAGGGCAACGAUAUCUUCACCAAAGCGCCUUUCCGGCAGGUCAGCCAGGAGGAGCCGGCUGCUGAUGAGUUUGAUGUUUUCACCAAAGCCCCGUUCAGCCGGAACGUGUCGAAGUCCGGAAGGAGCGGCAGCCAGACGCCCCCUAUAUCCCCAGAAGGCACCGACGUCUUUGGCUUCUCUCCGUUCCAGCCGGGCCAUACCGAGCCUCCGCCUACCUCCCGGAGCGCCGAAGACAUCUUCCAGUCGCCAUUCGAGGAGCCGUCGGGUCUCCAGCAGAGGCAGAAGCAGCGCAGCCUCCAGAAGUUGUCUUCGCGACAGAGAAAAACCAAGCAGGAGACGACGGCGGGGGGCAGCAAUGGCAAGCGGCACCACGGUACCCCAACCGGAGGACGCAAAACCAACAAGCCGAGCUACCGCACUCCAGAGAAGGUCCGCAGGCAUAAGAAGGUGGGCCGCCGAGAUUCUCAGAGCAGCAACGAGUUCCUGAGCACCUCCGACUCCAAGGAGAACAUCAGCGUGGACAUCAGCAUGGCCGAAGGGAAGGACACCAUGGCGCCUCUUCCGGUGGACGACGUUCUUCUAGACCCGUUCGGGGCCAAACCCUUCCACCCUCAGUACCCAGGCCUUGGCGACGGUAAACCCGACAUGAGCACCGCCAACGGGGGAAGGAUCAUAGAUGAUUUCGGGGCGGUUCCCUUCACGGAACUGGUGAUCCACAGCGGGCCGCAGCAGCCGGUGGUGGCGCCUUCGCAGCCGCUGGACCUAGACCCUUUUGGAGCGGCGCCGUUCCCCUCCAAGCAGUAACUCAACAUGUCUUCCGCCGGUAGCCGUUAACCCACAGCUGUUUUUUUUUUUUUUUGGUUUGGGAUCAUUUCUAAUCAGCCUGAGUGGAGUGUUUCUCUCUGCGCCUGCCUUCUAUGCUGCAUCUCAAUGCUUUUAGGAACUGAGAGUUUGUACUGUGAUUUAAUGUUAAUACUUGACUUUCUAGUCUGCCUUGUGAUAAGUUUUAGCACCAAGAAGCCUUACCUGAGCUGGGCCAGACCCGCCGCACAGUACCUCCGUAAAAAAAAGACAAAAAAACGCAUCGUUUGACAUAUUUUGGGAGCAGCGUUUAACCACUUUGUCGUCCUUUUUAGGUUUUUAAUCUAUGCAUACUUUCCCUGCAGCCAGUGUGGGAGUGGGUGCAUUUCACUAGAAGGGAAUUUUUUUUUUUUUUUAUUGUACUUUCCUAAAGAAAAAAACAACUUUUUUUUUCAUUUUUAGGCUCUUAAUUGUUCUUUGUAGCAGAAAAACCUCUGCUCAAUUAUUGGUUAUUUUCUUUUUUUUUUUUUUAUGAACUCAAAAUAAAAACACAAAGCUGCAGCCAGUCACUUGUGAAGGAUUUGGUACUUGUGGAGCAUUUCUGAUGAAUUCUGACUAGUUUGUUGGAUUUUAUUGAACAGUUUAUAAGACAAACAUGUGAAGCGUAUUGUAUUAAACAGCCUUAAAAACAAA
This is a messenger RNA of Xiphophorus hellerii (green swordtail), 4687 nucleotides long. It is a transcript of the gene bmp2k, whose product is annotated as BMP2 inducible kinase. Gene Ontology annotation, biological process: protein phosphorylation. Gene Ontology annotation, molecular function: protein kinase activity; ATP binding. Lineage: Eukaryota; Metazoa; Chordata; Actinopteri; Cyprinodontiformes; Poeciliidae. Bases 692 to 3997 code for a protein of 1101 amino acids. The record is from RefSeq and is a predicted model, not a curated record. The transcript is spliced from 16 exons.